CGCCAGCCGGUCCGUCCGCCCUCACCGGCCUUCACUCUGGAGCGGCCCGGGCAGCCGCAGCAGGGGCGGCGGCGGCGCAUCGAGGAGCUCUCCAGGUCGUCCCGGGAGAAGCUGCUGCAGUCCCGGGACAAGAUGUUCUCCAAGCUCACGUCCAUCCUGCAGCACGCCGUGGAGGCGGGUGAGGCCGCGCGGGGCCUUGCACCGUCUCUUCCAUUACAAGAGGACUUUGUUUAUCACUGGAAGGCAAUUACCCAUUAUUACAUAGAAACUUCAGAUGAUAAAGCCCCAGUGACUGACACGAACAUCCCAUCCCACCUGGAGCAGAUGUUGGACAUACUGGUCCAAGAAGAAAACGAGCGAGAAUCGGGAGAGACGGGGCCAUGCAUGGAGUACCUGCUCCAUCACAAGAUCCUGGAGACGCUGUACACCUUGGGGAAAGCCGACUGUCCUCCAGGAAUGAAGCAACAGGUCUUACUGUUCUACACCAAGCUUCUGGGGAGAAUCCGACAGCCGCUGCUCCCACACGUCAACGUGCACAGGCCUGUGCAGAAACUAAUCCGACUCUGUGGUGAGGUCCUUGCCACCCCGACUGAGAACGAGGAGAUCCAGUUCCUGUGCAUCGUAUGUGCGAAGCUGAAGCAGGACCCCUACUUGGUUAACUUCUUUUUGGAGAACAAGUCGAAGUCACUGACGUCCAGAGGAACCCCGAGCAUCAUCUCAGAAGAUGACCCAAAAGGUCGGGACCCCACAUCAGCAGACACCAGCCAGUGCCACCAGCCCCAAGAGCCACCAGCUGCUGCUGGGGUCAGGCACACAGAGUUAGAGGAUGAAGCCCCUCACCAGAUGGAGGACCUGUCCGCGAGCUUGGAUGACCUCAGUGUCACCUCACUGCCAGAGGCCUCCGUUGUCCGAUCAAACCAGGAUUACAACUUAGUGAAUUCUUUGUUAAACCUGACCAGGAGCCCUGAUGGCCGGAUAGCCGUGAAAGCGUGCGAAGGCCUGAUGCUCUUGGUGAGUCUGCCAGAGCCUGCGGCCGCCAAGAGUCUUGCUCAGAGCACCUGCUUGUGUGAGCUGCUGACCGGCAGGCUCACCUCCCUGUACAAGGCCCUACCUCAGUCAGUGGAUCCCUUAGAUAUUGAAACUGUGGAGGCGAUUAACUGGGGGCUGGACUCGUACAGUCAUAAAGAAGACACGUCUGCGUUCCCAGGAAAGCGAGCCUUGAUCUCAUUUCUUUCCUGGUUUGAUUACUGUGAUCAGCUCAUCAAAGAGGCACAAAAGACUGCCGCUGUUGCUCUCGCCAAAGCCAUCCACGAAAGGUUCUUCGUUGGCGUCAUGGAACCUCAGCUGAUGCAGACGUCCGAGAUGGGGAUUCUGACAUCGACGGCUCUGCUACAUCGUAUUGUUCGACAAGUGACCUCGGAUGUCCUGCUUCAGGAAAUGGUGGUCUUUAUCCUCGGAGAACAGAGAGAGCCAGAAACUCUGUCAGAAAUCAGCAGGCAUCCCCUAAGACAUAGGUUAAUUGAACAUUGUGAUCACAUAUCUGAUGAGAUAAGCAUAAUGACGCUGAGGCUGUUUGAGCACCUGCUGCACAAGCCCAACGAGCACAUCCUCCACAACCUGGUGCUGAGGAACCUCGGAGAGAGAAACUACACGGAAAACAGGCCUCUGUGCCCAGAAGACAAGGACGCGGUGGAGAAUGGGCUGAUAGCCGGCGCCGUAGAUCUGGAGGAAGAUCCCUUAUUUACUGACAUUCCACCAGAUAACACUCUGCCAAGCCAAGAGUGGAUCAGCUCUCCCCACACCAGCCCAGACCACCCCAAAAAUGAUGGCAAGACGGAAGUCCAUAAAACCGUCAACAGUUUCCUCUGUCUAGUGCCAGAUGAGGCGAAGUCAUCCUACCAUGUUGAAGGCACCGGCUACGACACCUACCUCCGAGACGCUCAUAGGCAGUUCCGGGACUACUGUGCUAUCUGCUUACGAUGGGAGUGGCCUGGAGCCCCCAAACCUCUGGAAAAGUGUGAUUUAGAUGCAGCCUUCUUUGAAGGACAUUUUUUGAAAGUUUUAUUUGACAGAAUGGGAAGAAUUCUUGAUCAGCCUUACGAUGUGAAUCUGCAGGUGACCUCAGUGUUGUCCAGACUCUCCCUCUUCCCUCAUCCGCACACACACGAGUACCUUCUGGAUCCAUAUGUGAACCUGGCCUCUGGCUGCAGGUCCCUCUUCUCCGUGAUCGUCAGAGUUGUCGGCGACCUUAUGGUUCGAAUUCAACGCAUUCAAGACUUCACCCCCAAGCUUCUCCUAGUCAGAAAGCGAUUGCUUGGCCUGGAGCCUGAAGGCCCGAUCGUUGACCACAUCACGCUGCUGGAGGGUGUGAUUGUGCUGGAGGAGUUCUGCAAGGAGCUGGCGGCAAUUGCGUUUGUGAAGUACCACGCGUCCGCCACGCCGUGA
Molecule: messenger RNA, 2445 nt
Organism: Acomys russatus (golden spiny mouse)
Lineage: Eukaryota; Metazoa; Chordata; Mammalia; Rodentia; Muridae
Gene: Fhip2a
Product: FHF complex subunit HOOK interacting protein 2A
Exons: 17
Coding region: 133-2445 (770 amino acids)
Source: RefSeq, a predicted model, not a curated record